This is a messenger RNA of Camellia sinensis, 2921 nucleotides long. Its product is annotated as putative LRR receptor-like serine/threonine-protein kinase At4g37250. The record is from RefSeq and is a predicted model, not a curated record. Gene Ontology annotation, biological process: protein phosphorylation. Gene Ontology annotation, molecular function: protein kinase activity; ATP binding; protein binding. NCBI's taxonomy places the organism in Eukaryota, Viridiplantae, Streptophyta, Magnoliopsida, Ericales, Theaceae.
UUAAAUUAUAUAUAUACACAUUGCAGCACUUUGUGUUUUGCAAACGUUAUCGCAAAGGUAAGGGACAUUAAAUCAAUUUCGUGUGUUUAGUUAUUUUAUGCCCUGCCAAGGUCUGAAUUGAGCAUAUUGGUAAAGAAGGGUUUUUUGGUGAGCUGUUUUUCUCUCUCCCUCUCCCUCUCUCUGUGCUUUGUUUUCAUUUUUUAUAUAUAUCUAUAUAUAUAUUUUUAAUUUUUACAAACACCUAUAGCAUCAGUUUCAUAAAUCUCAGUUAUUACUCUCUCUCUCUCUCUCUCUCUCUCUAAAAUGUGGGAACACUCUGAGGCAUCAUGAGCUACCAAAGCAUUGAUCUCCAUUCAUGGUGGAGAAUUCUUGCUUUUACUUGGCUUCUGGUUCGAUCUUCAGGGCUUAAUACUGAUGGAAUUUUAUUGCUCUCUUUCAAGUACUCUGUUCUCAGUGAUCCUCUGGGUGUUUUAGAUAGCUGGAAUUACCAUGAUCAGACACCAUGUUCAUGGAAUGGUGUUUCUUGUGGUACCCAAAGCACGGCCAAUGAUUAUUUGCGAGUCAUCGGCCUCUCACUCCCCAAUUCUCAGCUUCUCGGCUCCAUUCCUUCUGAUCUGGGUACGAUCCAAUUCCUUCGAAACUUCAAUCUUUCCAGCAAUUCAAUCAAUGGGUCACUUCCUUUAUCGAUUUACAAGGCUUCUGAGCUUCAAAAGCUUGACUUGUCUAACAACUUGAUCUCCGGCGACCUUCCGGAGCUCGUCGGAGGACUGACGAGCCUCGAGUUUCUCAACCUCGCCGACAACGCUUUGGCGGGAACCAUCCCGGGAAAUCUGACGAAUCUUGUGAAUCUAACUGUUGUUUCUCUGAAGAACAAUUACUUCUCUGGUAGUCUUCCGACUGGGUUGAAUUCUGUGGAAGUUCUAGAUCUGUCUUCGAAUCUGAUCAACGGAUCGCUGCCUUCGAAUUUCGCCGGCGACAAUCUUCAUUACUUCAAUGUCUCAUACAACAGGCUUUCCGGCGAAAUUCCAUCAGAAUUCGCUAACAAAAUUCCCACAAACGCCACUAUCGAUCUCUCAUUCAACAAUUUCACCGGCGAAAUCCCGGAAACUAGCCUUUUUCUCGACCAAGAAACAAAAUCAUACGGUGGAAAUCCAGAAUUGUGCGGGAAACCAUUGAAGAAUCUGUGCCCAAUUCCUUCCAGUAUCUCGACUCCGCCGAACGGCACCGCACCGACCUCGCCUCCGGCGAUAGCAGCCAUUCCCAAGAGCAUAGACUCAGGUCCGGCGACGACUGCUCCAGAAACAGCAAAUGGAUCGUCGAGACGAAGUGGGCUGAGACCAGGAACCAUAGUCGGAAUCGUCGUCGGAGAUAUCAUCGGCGUUGCAAUCCUCGUAAUGAUUUUCUUAUACAUUUACCAGUUAAGAAAGAAGAGGAGUAGAGUAACAAACACAAAAGGAAACGAAGCUAAAGACUACGAGUGGUCAUCUUCGUCGUCGGGAGAAGAAUCAAAAGGUAUCAGAGCCUUGGCUUGCUUGAGAAAGCAAGCGAAAGACGAUGAAGACUCGUCUGAAACCACCAACUCGGAGAAUGAAGAAGAGGAAGAAGGGCAAAAGGGUCAUCAUCAUCAGGAAAAUCAUGGAGGGCCGAAAGAGGAGAAGAGAGGGGCACUAGUGACAGUUGAUGGAGAGAAAGAGCUGGAGCUGGAGACUCUGUUGAAGGCGUCGGCGUAUAUACUGGGUGCGACUGGUUCGAGCAUAAUGUACAAGGCGGUUCUUGAAGAUGGGACUGCCCUGGCGGUUCGGAGGAUCGGAGAGAGUGGGGUGGAGAGGUUCAGGGAUUUUGAGAACCAGGUUCGAGUCAUUGCUAAGUUGGUUCACCCGAAUUUGGUACGGAUUCGUGGGUUCUACUGGGGAGUCGAUGAGAAGCUCGUUAUCUAUGACUUCGUUCCCAAUGGCAGCCUCGCCAAUGCACGUUACAGAAAAGUGGGCUCCUCCCCAUGCCAUCUACCUUGGGAGCUGCGGCUCAAGAUAGCGAGAGGUGUGGCUCGGGGGCUAACUUACAUCCACGACAAGAAGCAAGUGCAUGGGAAUCUCAAGCCCAGUAACAUCCUCUUGGGCUUAGAUAUGGAGCCCAAAAUUGGAGAUUUUGGGCUGGAGCGGCUGGCAACGGGUGAGAGCGGAUACAAGCCCGGUGGAUCAGCUAGGAAUUUCGGUAGCAAGAGGUCGACAGCGUCACGAGACAGCUUCCAGGAUAUGCCAAUGGGGGCCACCCCAAGCCCAAGCCCAAGUUCAAUGGGUUGCAUAUCACCGUACUAUGCACCGGAGUCACUGAGGAGCCUCAAGCCCAACUCAAAGUGGGAUGUGUACUCAUUUGGGAUUGUGUUACUUGAAUUGGUCACUGGGAAAGUCAUUAUUUCUGAUGAGAUGGCCCCCGGGCCUGGCGGGUUAGCCAGUGAGGAGAGGAGCAGGGUUUUGAGGAUGGCUGACGCGGCGAUUCGUGGUGACUUGGAAGGCAAAGAAGAUGCCUUGUUGGCACUAUUGAGAUUAGGGUUUAGUUGUAUAUCACAAGUGCCACAAAAGAGACCGACAAUGAAAGAGGUCCUACAAGGUCUUGAGAAGUUCCCAUUGUCUUUUUCUUCUUCUUCAUACUAUUAUGGUCACUAAUAAUUGAUAAAUGGACCCCACUACUGUAGACAAAAUGUAUUUAUGAUUGACUCAUAGGCUGUUGUUGAUGCUAUUUUUGUUGAUGUUAUUCAUCCCAAGUACUUUUCAUUGUGAUGGUCUUUGAGAGGGUUUGUUCUGUAGUUGUCUUAAUAUUGUGAUGAUCUUUAGGUCUUGGUUGUUUGUGUGACACAGAUCUGCCUUGCUAAUUUGGACUUAGUCCACAAUAAUUAAUGCAUUUGGACAGAAAAAAUUAUUUUA